CCGCUCUGUGGACAGCAGCAGGAGUCUGUAAAGUGGGAGGAGGGAAACAACUGAAGAAAGGACAAAUUGGAACUACAUGGGCUAAGGGGUAUUGGGUGGGGGGUAUGUAAAAAAAAAAGAAGAAAAGAAAAUAGAGGGCGAGAGAGGGUAGAUUUAGCGUAGGACAGACCCAGACAGGCAAAAGAGGAAGAGAAAGACAGAAAGGGGGAGGGAACAAAGGUUACCUCAUCUAGAAGCUGCCUGUGCACACGGUGCCGGGGAGAAGUUGUGGGAAAGUAAACAGCACAGGAGAAUUCAAAUCUGUGUUCAGCCACUUGCAGCCAUUCAAAGGAGGCUGUGAGGAUGAGUGUGCUGUGGUAGGAGCUGGCUGUUUGUGGGAUGUUUCCAGGAUUAAAGGGUCACCAGGGAGUGCCUGAAGCUUCUUGGAGGACAUAGCCUGCUGCUGCUGCUGCUGACAAGAAGGCAUGUCGGCCACAAUAUCUCACCAACCACCAAAGGACAAUGAAGAGGAGGAUGAUGAAGAGCAAGGGGAAGAGUUUACGUUUGAUGACAGCACCGAUGAGGAAAAAGCUCAGGCAGAAAGUAAAGACAUCACCUCGGAAUGUAUUACACCUGUCCAUGUGUCAAAAAGCGACUGCGAUGAGGCAUCAGGUGCUGUAACUGCAGACAGCGCACAGCUUAUUAAAUCUUCACCUCCUGCUGGACCAGAGAGCGCCGAGGCUUCAGUUCCCACCACAGAUGUUCCAGCUGCUGAGUCACCAAAUGGGGCCUCAGCACCAGCAGCAGCAGCCGAACCCAGAGCGCCAGCUCGCUGUGUGGGAGAGGAGCUUCCAGUGGUGCCGCUGUCUGAUUCGGGAGAUCGCAGCCAAAUAACCGUUCAGGAAAGCUCCGACCCGGGGGACAUCUCUGAAGAAGCAGGAGCACCAGAGGCUUCUUCAGAGGUGAUCUAUGAUGAUGUUCCCAGCGAGGAACCGCUCUCUCCCGAUGAAGACAUGAUCUAUGAAGAUGUCCAGAGAGACAGCGGUCCUUUAGAGGCAAACAACGGGUGGAGCUCCAGUGAGUUUGAGAGCUACGACGAGCAGUCUGACAACGACGCCAAACUGCCGGCGAGGAGCAAGCUCUCACCUGAAGUGCAUCGGCUGAGGGAGCGGUGCGCUAGGACCAAACGUGAACUGGCCAUGAGGCUGUCUGGAAAGCACAACUAUGACGUCAAGGUUCAGCAGCUCAUGAGGGCAGCGAGAACCGGGACGAAGGAUGGGCUGGAGAGGACCAAAAUAGCUGUCAUGAGAAAAGUGUCAUUCCUGCAGAGAAAAGAUCAAAUGGAGGAGGAGGAUGAUGCUGGGUACCUGGAUGUGGCUGUGUCAGAAGUGAAGCAUCCUCCCCCGCAGCUGAGUCCUAUGCCAGAGGGGCUGACCAACCACCAGGUUGUCAGGCGCCAUAUCCUUGGCUCCAUCAUUCAGAGCGAGCGGAGCUACCUGGAGUCUCUCAGGAGGAUCCUGCAGGAGUACCACCGACCGUUGAUGGAGGCUGAGCCGCGCAUACUGAGUCCGAGGAAGAUCCGGCCCAUUUUCUACCGAAUCAGAGAGAUCACACAGUGCCACUCCAUGUUCCAGAUUGCGCUGGCUUCCCGCGUUGCCGAGUGGGACAGAAGUGAGAAAAUCGGGGACUUAUUUGUUGCCUCGUUUUCUAAGUCCAUGGUGCUGGAUGUGUACAGUGAUUACGUGAACAACUUCACCAACGCGAUGGCUCUCAUUAAAAAGGGAUGCAUGUCCAAACCGGCGUUCUUGGAAUUUCUAAAGAGGAAGCAGGCCUCCAGUGUUGACAGGAUAACUCUGUAUGGCCUGAUGGUGAAGCCCAUUCAGCGAUUCCCCCAGUUCAUUUUGCUCUUGCAGGAUAUGCUUAAGAAUACACCAAAGGGCCAUGUGGAUCGUCUACCCCUGCAGCUCGCUCUAACAGAGCUGGAGACACUGGCUGAGAAGCUGAAUGAACAGAAACGAGUAGCUGACCAGAUUGCAGAGACUCAACAACUGGCCCGCAGCGUCAGUGAUCGGCUGCUCAGUAAGCAACUGAACUCGGAGCAGAGGUCGCUUGUCCUUUGUGAGACACUUAUUGAGACUGUGUACGGCGAGCGGGGACAGGUCCUGAAGUCAAAGGAGAGAAAGGUCUUCCUCUUUGAUGAUGUGCUCAUCUGUGCCAACAUAAAUGUCAAAGGACCUCCUGAUAUAAGCAGCCUCGUUCCCGUUGGCCCCAAGUACACCGUGAAGUGGAGCGCCCCCCUUCAGCAUGUGCAAGUGGUAGAGGUUGGCCAAGAGAACUCUCAAAGCAAAGACACCUUGUUUCCGCAGAGUGGGGCUAAGAGGCCAAGUGGUGCCUGCAAUUCAGGUAAGGCUCUUCUUGGCCCUCCACGGCUUUACCAGGAGCUGCAGGAACUUCAGCACGACCUUUCAGUCGUGGAAGAGGUUACUCUGCUUGUGGGCACACUUCAGGGGAUAUACCAAAACCUGAACACCACUGUGUCCCAGGACUGGUGUCUGGCUCUGCAGAGGCUUAUCCGCAUCAAAGAAGAACAAAUCCAGUGUGCUAACAAGUGUCGCUUACGCCUGCAGGUACCCGGCAGGCCAGACAAGUCUGGCCGUCCAGUUAGUUUCAUGGUGGUCUUCAACACCCCCAACCCCCUUAGUAAGAUCUCCUGGGUCAACCGACUGCACUUGGCCAAGAUUGCACAACGAGGAGAGAAUUCACGAGGCUGGUUAUAUGGAGAAGAUGAAGGGAAGACAAUAGUACCAUUUUCCUGUCCGCUGCUUGCCUGUUACAUGCCUGUUUUCGCAACAAAGUCAGCAGAGAGAAAGCUUGAAACUGCUCUUCACAACCCUGUCAACUGUGCGUUGUUGGGCUUCUCUGCAGCAAGUACCUCUUUACCUCAAGGCUUUCUCUGGGUGGCGGGUGCAAGCGAAGGUUUUCAGGGCCACAUAGAGAUCUUUUCCCUCAACAGGCCUACCCCAAGGGCUAUAAAGAGCCUACAGAUAGACUCUGCUGUUAGAUGCUUGGAGUAUGUGCAGCCGCCUUCACCGACAGAGGAGGACGACACAGAAGUUCAUAAAGCUGCCACGGGAACCGCUACCAACAUUUGUGUUGGGUUAGAUGAUGGCCGCAUUCUGGUCUACGGGAGCGCGGACACUACAGCACAAUGCCUGCUGACCCUCCGCAACCCAGAGGGCUGCCCUGUACUGUGCCUGAAGCACUCCUCUCGCUUCUUAUUUGCGGGGUUGCGGAAUGGGACCGUGAUGGUUUAUGGAAGAAAUAACAACGAUGAUCUUUGGGACCCUGAGUCUCCAAGAUGUGUAAACCUCGGAGUGGAACCCGUUCGAACUUUGCUGGUGCUGGAUGACUCCGUGUGGGCAAGCUGUGGGAACUCUGUCACAGUCAUGAAAAUAUCUACCCUUACAACUGAGAAAUUUGAAGUCCACCCAGACCCAAUGGUCAGCGUUACGCAUAUGGCCUGUGCCGGAGGAGGGGUGUGGAUGGCCUUCUCAGAGGGCUCCUCCAUUCGUCUCUUUCAUACGGAAACACUGGAGCUUUUACAGGAAAUCAACAUCUCAGCUCGCUCAAUGCUGCAGAACACUGGUCAAAAGAAUAUGCGGGUGACAAGCCUUCUAAUUUGCCAAGGGUUGUUAUGGGUGGGCACUGCCCAAGGCUUAAUCAUCACUCUCCCAGUGCCCAAACUGGAGGGCAUUCCCAAAAUAACAGGAAAGGGAAUGAUCUCCCUAAACGCUCACUGUGGACCAGUGGACUUUCUUGUGGCAACCACCAGCACUCUGUCCCCUGAUCUGCUCAAGAGAGAUUCCGUCGCGGACGGACCAGACUCUGCCUGCGGAGGCGAGGACCGAAGCGACAGCUCCUCUCAGGAAUCCCUGCAACCUUCCAGUUGCUACAAAACCGAGGAGAAAGGCAAGGGACGGGGCAUUCUGCUGCAGUACAGGCUGCGCUCCACGUCAGGACUACCGGGACGGCCACUUACAGCGCAGGGCGACGUGGCCUCCGACUCCUCCCUGGAGUCGUUGGAGCACAGCGUGGAGGACGGCUCCAUCUACGAAUUCAGCGACGACCCGGAGACGUGGGUUCGGGGUCGUCCCUGCGAGAGAGACAACAUGCGUAGGGACAGGGUGAUCUCUGCGGCAGUCAUAUCAGGAGGCAAAGGUUUCCGGAGGCUGAAAGAAGGAGCCGCGGCAGGGUCCAGGCCAAGUGGAGACUCUAUAGAAAAUAUUCUGAUGGUAUGGCAGCUCCCACUGACGGUGUGAUAUGGAAAGAAUGCGGCAACGUUGUGUAUUUCUCGAAGUCUGCCGAACCUCGCCUUGAAUCGCCUGCUCCAACAAUUCGGCAGGUUUGAAUGUAUUAUAAAAUGCUGCCACUGUCACAGACCUUGACAUUCUAUCAUUUUAGCCUGUGGAAAAAGGAAGCCGAGGCGCAGCAUUUGUGACAGAGACCAUCAGUCUAAAAAGAUGCUUUGAAUGUUCAGGAUUGUAUAUAUCCUCAUCUCGCCAGCGGUGGCAGAGGUCGCCACAGAUUAGUUCCAUGCCGUCAUACCGAUCUGCUUCCUCUUCCUGCCUUAGUUAAGACUGAUAUGCCUCACUUUAACCACAUCAAAGCUGCAUGUGCUCUGCCACAUUUAUUUUAUGCAGAGGACUUCAAAUAAGAGUGUCCAUGGACGGCAAGCCUUUGAGAAGAAGCGUUUGUUGAAUCCGCCAUGCUCUGCAGAGUUAGAAAUGGAUGUGUUCUAUAUGUGAUCCUGAGGGAGAGAUCCCAUCUGUUUCAGAGCUGGAAGCUGAAGGCAAACACUUUAUUAGUCUUGCCUGCGUUUUAUUUUUCAUCCCGUAUAAUGUGAACAAAUAACACCUCCUAAUAUGUCUGUGCGUUUCAAAAAAAAAAAAAAGAAAGAAAAAAAGGAAAUCGUUAUGGUGUGGUGUUGCAGUAUUUAGAAAUGACACAUUUUUUGCUCUAAAUAGCUUGUCAGCCUUUUUGUUUGGGGUGGACACGUCAGCGCAUAGCUUACAAGUGCAACGGAUUUUGGUAUCUGGUAAUUGCGUUCUAAAUUCACUCUAUUACAAAGUUCUCUGAUCAAACAGGACUUUUCCAUAUUUUAGAGACCCUUUCACAAGCAUUGCAGAUCAUCCUCCAUUAGCAGCAUAUUAGCAGACAUUUUUCCGCUUCUUUUUUCAACACCCAAAUAAUACAAACGUGCACACAACCCGAUUAAUUCCCCAACGCAAAGGUUACGCAUUAAGCCAAAGUUACACAUCGAAAAACUAGGUUUGCAUGAAACGUGGCGUAGAGCAAAUCAACCCUAAAGAAAAAGUAAUGAGUGGGUCUAUUAAUUUUUGUUUUUCUUAAUGGCAAAAGGAGGUUUCGAAUUAAAGGUGUGAUUCUUACAUGGUGAACUUUUACGAUUAACAACUGUCUAUUGUGUUUUAUAUCAGACAUAAUACAGUAUAUAUAAUCUAGUUCCACAAACAAACUCAAUACAACCACUAAUAAUCCUUUUAAUGCAAACAUAAAACACAUCCUUCCUCCCAUGUAGGUUGUUGGCCUUAACGUUCUCAGAUCACCUAAAAUAUUGUGUAAUAUGUUAUUACCCUGCCAAGCAUUUCAAACCCCUUUUUAAGGAUAGCAAUUAAUAAUUUAAUAAGGAAUGUAAAUAUGAACGGUACUGUUUGUUCUUUUUUAAACUUGUACAAGGACCUUGUGUUCUCCCAACAACUGGAAGAAUGUUGAAUCAAAAGUGGUAUGAGAGGAACUCAGUGGUACUGCGUAGCUUUUAAAAGGUUUUCCUUCAAAAUGUUUUACGUGCAAAUUGUGUUAGCAUUAUCAAGAUUGCAGCCUGCGCUAUUAACCCUUGAUUCAGACUAAAGCAAAAGGUACAUACUUUCCAAUAUGUAUUUUUCAAGUGCUUCAGCACAGUCAGUGGAGGCCACUUAGCUGUUCAGCUAUAAACAAAGCCUUGCAUAUUCCCGGUAAACCAAGCAAUGGUGAUGGUUGUGAGAUGCUAAUUUCUUUACACACUUCAAACUUAUUAAGUUUGAAAUAAAAAGAUAAAUUUGAUUUGUAAUUAAAUUUAAUAUCAAGGCCCUCGUUCGCAAGAAGUUAAUUUAAACAAAAUAUACGACAACAAGAAAGAUUUUAAAGAAAAAAACGAUUUAAAGAUUGAGUGGAUGUCUUACUGGGCACACUGAGGCUUAUUUUGCCAUCUCCUCCUAGCAGCAAAAGUUUUAAAUGCAUUAAACUUGCAGUUAGGCAGAAGCCUUUGAAAGUAAAGAUGAUUCAAGCUUCCCAUCAAUGCUGUUAUCUGUACAUCAGAACUGUGAACCCAGAUAAUGUAAGAUGCAGCUUUUCCGGUCUCCAUAGAGACUGGUUAUAUCACACUUUAUUUUAUUUAUUUUUUUCUUUUGGAAGAAGAGCAGGAGAUUUUAAAUAUAGGAGCAAUCCCAAAAGGAUUUUAUGAUUAUGUGGUAUGCACUGUUAACAUUUGGUUAUCGAGGUACUUUGAUCUCAUUCCCACAUUCUAGAGAUGAAUGUUAUGUUCUUGGUGGAGUCAUCUGAUGACAGAGUUUUUGUUUCUUUGACUGCUAAUGGAAAUAUUUUUUACCCCUGCACUGGAUUUUCCAUUGAUUUUGAAUUGAUCCUAAAUAUUGAUUGUGAUAGAGACUGACUCAUUUAUGCCAUUUUCAUUUACUCACAGGUGGAAUGCAUGGACUGAAUAAUGACAAGAGAACAAACAUACUGUACUAUUAGUUGGCCAGGCUACUGUACUAAAUAAACUUAUAUUUGAUUUUGUAAAGCAUAAAA
Molecule: messenger RNA, 6840 nt
Organism: Fundulus heteroclitus (mummichog)
Lineage: Eukaryota; Metazoa; Chordata; Actinopteri; Cyprinodontiformes; Fundulidae
Gene: arhgef10la
Product: Rho guanine nucleotide exchange factor (GEF) 10-like a
Exons: 27
Coding region: 465-4298 (1277 amino acids)
Biological process (GO): positive regulation of stress fiber assembly; actin cytoskeleton organization; SREBP signaling pathway
Cellular component (GO): cytosol
Molecular function (GO): protein binding; guanyl-nucleotide exchange factor activity
Source: RefSeq, a predicted model, not a curated record